Diorhabda carinulata is the source of this 799-nucleotide messenger RNA. It is a transcript of the gene Membrin, whose product is annotated as probable Golgi SNAP receptor complex member 2. Bases 134 to 769 code for a protein of 211 amino acids. Gene Ontology annotation, molecular function: SNAP receptor activity; SNARE binding. NCBI's taxonomy places the organism in Eukaryota, Metazoa, Arthropoda, Insecta, Coleoptera, Chrysomelidae. The transcript is spliced from 2 exons. Gene Ontology annotation, biological process: vesicle-mediated transport; vesicle fusion. The record is from RefSeq and is a predicted model, not a curated record. Gene Ontology annotation, cellular component: SNARE complex; ER to Golgi transport vesicle membrane; late endosome membrane.
AGGCCCACAAAUAUAUCGUAAGAAAAGAAGUAACCUGAAUAUGUAUUUACUGAAAUAUAUUUUAAACGUCUGGAUGACAGAUGUUUGACAAAUCAUUAUUUAAAAUCAGUGAAAAGGGAAAUGAUAUUGAAUAAUGGAUUCUUUAUACAAUCAAACCAACAAAUUAAUUCAACAGACUCAGGCCAGUUUUCAAUUGCUAGAAGGUAACGUUAAAAAUGCCAUAGAAAUAGAAACUGAUAUACAACAAAAUCUUGAUGUUAUAAAUAGUAAUUGUAGUAAAUUGGAUUUAUAUGUGUUAAAACUACCUUUUGACCAACGACAAAAUGUUAAAAUGAGAUGUGAUCAAUUAAAAUAUGAUAGCAAGCAUUUACAAGCUGGUCUAUUAGCAGCCCAACAAAAAAGAGCUCGAAGAGAGGCAGCUGCUAGUGAAAGAGAACAAUUAUUAAAUAGAAGGUUUGCACCCAAUCCAGAAGUAACUGCCAUCAAUAUAGAUUAUGCAGUACAGCAUCAAAAUUCUUUACAAAAUUCUCAUCGAGGGAUAGAUGAAAUGAUUUACACUGGAAGUAAUACAUUAGAAAUGUUAAGAUCACAGAGAGUUACAUUGAAAGGAGCUCAAAGAAAAAUAAUGGAUAUGGCAAAUACUCUGGGUCUUAGUAAUCAUACAAUGAGAUUGAUAGAAAAAAGAGUAAGGGAAGAUAAAGUGAUACUGAUUUUGGGAAUCGUUAUUACUUUAUCUGUAAUUAUUUUAGUCAUUAUUUAUUUUACCUGAUCAUAAAAAUAUAAUUCAAUUCCACUAUUU